UUUAUCUCUGCUAAAGUCUGCUUUAAGUUUUUUUUUUAAGCUCAUAAAGUCAUAAGAGAGAGCACUAAGACACUGAGCUUGUGUCUCAUUCAAGGGAGUAACUUUGAUUUUGACAUUGGUGGGGACACAAAAGUGAUCCAAGGCAGAGCUUCCGAAAGAAUGGCUGAAAAACUCCAAGCACUGAAGCAACAGGUUUGCUGUUCCAUUGACGAAGCCAAGAACAAACUCCAUCGAUUAGGAGACGCAAUAUGGAGUCACCCAGAACUGGCGUAUGAGGAAAGACAAGCCCAUGACACUCUGGUCCACUUUUUCACACAGGAGACAGGGUGGACCGUGGAGGCACACUAUAAACUCGGAACAGCUUUUCGGGCCACGUGGGGACCUGUGGGUGGAGCAGAUAGUGGGUCUGGGGUUAAUGUGGGCUUCCUGUGUGAGUAUGAUGCUCUGCCUGGUAUCGGCCACGCGUGCGGCCACAACCUGAUCGCAGAGAGCGGAGCUGCAGCAGCAGUGGGCCUGAAGGCGGCGCUGGAGAGCAGGGAGGCGUGGCCUGUGCCAAUCAAGAUAACUGUGUUGGGGACUCCUGCAGAAGAGAAUGGAGGUGGGAAGGUGGACUUACUGCGAGAAGGAGGCUUUGAGGGUCUGGAUGUUGUGUUUAUGGCUCAUCCCUCACAGGAGGACGCGGUCUACAUCCCAAACGUGGCAGCACAUGAGGUUGUAGUGAAGUACCAUGGACAUGCAUCUCAUGCAUCAGCGUAUCCCUGGGAAGGUGUAAAUGCUCUAGACGCAGCCGUCAUGGCCUACUGUAACAUGUCUGUACUCCGGCAGCAGCUCAGACCUGAUUGGAGAGUCCAUGGUAUAAUAAGGCAUGGAGGUGUGAAACCCAACAUCAUCCCUGACUACACUGAGCUGCAGUAUUACUUGCGCACCCCUUCACACCGAGACCUGCCCAACAUCCAAGCCAAAGCUGAGGCCUGUUUUCAAGCUGCUGCCCUGGCCACAGGAUGCAGGGUUGAGCUUCUGUUGGCAAAAAACAAGUUUUAUGACAUCCUGAGGAACCGCACUUUGGAAGGCCUGUAUGAGGAGAAUGGGAAAGCUCUUGGCAUGAAGUUCAUUACUGUUGAGGAUUCUUCUGGCUCUACAGAUUUCGGGAAUGUGACUCAUGCUGUUCCAGGGAUUCACUCUUAUUUCUACAUUGGAUCUGAGGCGCUGAAUCACACUGCAGAAUAUACAGCUGCCUCUGGUGCAGAUGAAGCUCAGUUUUAUACACUCCGUACUGCCAAAGCUUUGGCCAUGACUGCACUGGAUGUUAUCUUCAGUCCAGGAGUGCUAGACAAAGUCAGACAGGAGUUUAAAGAGGCCAAGAUGAUGGAGGAGAAAGGACUGAAACUGCAACAGGUGAAACACAGGGAAGCGGAGACCAGCAAGAAAUAUGAAAUAGCCACAGUAUAGACAGUUUAAAGGCUUAAUACCUAUAGGUUAUAAAGCAUUACCACUCUGUCCUUUUAUGCUGUAUCCUGUAGUUUCUUUGGUCUCUGUCCUGUAGCUUGCAGAAAAUGAGGUGAACAUCCAUCACUUUACGUAAUAUAUAGGUACUAUAGGUAACGCUUUAAAACACAGAACUGCAUUUUGUUUGUUUUUUGGAAGUAGAAGUUUAAACUGCCACAUUCUUUUGAGUGCGAUAUACAAUACUCAGUACACAUUUUCCAUUUCAAAAUUCCAUACUCAAAUUUCUAGACCUCACAGCACGUUUUUCAGACCAUAUUUGAUGCCACAGUACCAGUGUUUAUUAUUUAAAUGAAUGACUUCAAAAUCCAACUGUUAAUACGUAUGUUACAUUGUGAGUAUGUAAGCUAGUAUGUUGCUAAAUAAUUGCCAGAAGCAAGCAAGCCAUUACUGAGAUUAUAUUCUUUCAUCGAGGCUAAAAUAUUUAGUGAUUCCCUGUGGUAAGGUUCUGUAGCUCAUACAAAUCAAUUAAAACCAAACCCAGACAAGUUCAAUGCACAGCAUUUUAUUCAAG
Messenger RNA from Neoarius graeffei (lesser salmon catfish), 2017 nucleotides. RefSeq names its product peptidase M20 domain-containing protein 2-like. Lineage: Eukaryota; Metazoa; Chordata; Actinopteri; Siluriformes; Ariidae. The transcript is spliced from 8 exons. The record is from RefSeq and is a predicted model, not a curated record. Gene Ontology annotation, molecular function: dipeptidase activity. The coding region runs from base 160 to 1449 and encodes 429 amino acids.